Molecule: messenger RNA, 3133 nt
Organism: Orbicella faveolata
Lineage: Eukaryota; Metazoa; Cnidaria; Anthozoa; Scleractinia; Merulinidae
Product: TATA box-binding protein-associated factor RNA polymerase I subunit A-like
Biological process (GO): transcription by RNA polymerase I
Cellular component (GO): RNA polymerase I transcription regulator complex
Source: RefSeq, a predicted model, not a curated record
GCGGCGGGUUCAACCAUGGCGCGGUGAAAUAUGUUUAUCCAGAUCGACAUUUUGUAGGGGGGAAAGCGAACGAAUAAGCUUCACAAUGGCAAGAAAACAUGUGCUCCGAAGCAACAGAUGUUACAGUUCUAGAAAAUUGAAGAAGAUACUAAUGUGGUCACGAAAAAAUGGUCCCAAAACAUGUUGACAAAAGAGCGCGCGAUAUUUUGAGACCACUUUGGUGAUAAAAAUGGAUGACAGGCCAAACACGACUCCUAUUGGUCAAGAUAGGAAAACUUUGACCUUCAAAGUUUUGCUCUAACGAGUACGUUUUUUAAAGAUCCCCCUUUUCUGUAUGAAAGGGAGGGUCUUUACAGAUCUCCCUUAGCAGAGGCUGCUUUUGUAUUAAAAGCCAUUUACUCAUGAGAAUGGUUUUAAGAUUAGGCACAGAUGGGCGAUAUUCUGUAACAAACGGCAAAAUCCUUUUGCACGUUUUUUGUUUAUUUUGUAGAGCCGACAUUCUUUCGCUAAAUUUAAUUUCUGAGAGAGUGUUUUAUAAAAGGUUAUCUGGAUAACCUCUGUCGCGUAAUCUGCGUUUGAAAUGUGUAAUGUUUUCUUCAAAUGUAGCUUUUGAAGAGUUGGUUCUCAGAAGUCUUAAGGCUGCGCCUUUGUUAUAUAAAGCCUUUCCUGACGCCUAGAGGGUGGCAGGAGGUGAAGUGUGUGUAUCGGAACGUUUCUGCCGGUUUGAAGUGCGUGCGCGCGUCGUGAAUGGAUUCCUUCUUGAAUCUUUCACCCUCAUAUACGCAUGUAUCCAGGAAAGUUAUUUCUGUAUCUGAAAUUUCAGCCGUGAAUUUUUCUGGAUGUUUUCAAUUCUUUCUUCAUGUUUGUUUACAUUGAUUCUCGGUUCAAGGACCGUGUAAUGUGCCUUAUUCAUACAAUCAUAGUUAGCUUUUCAUCAUUGCUCUUACGCUGUUCUAGCUGUUUAAUCCUGUGGAGUUUGGUUUUAUUCUGCUCUACUCGCCUGUGGUGAAAUUUAAUGAGAGCGCCUAAAUAUUUCUGCUGGGCGUUCUUUCUGACUAUGGCAAUGUCUUGUUUGGAUUCUUCAUUGGGCGAAAUAUUCGCCCUUUCGUCGUAACGCAAAGUUUUUGGGCAAGUUCCCUCAUCAGAAUGUGCUUUCAGCUAAGAGAUGGACUCUUCGAACUUUUUGGUGCUCGUAACUGCCACGCGGAACGUCACGGUAGAACUUAUUAGGUGGUUUGGAUGGUUGCUCGUCCUGGCGCUCUUUUGGUUUGUCCAUUGACCGUUGAAUGUGAGCGCUAGGAAAUUCAUCUUCCGAGUUCAGCAGCGAGUCGUCAGGAUAAGCAGCAGAGUCUUCUGUAUACAAUGAUGCGGCUUUAGAAAGUAACCCGUCUUCAUUUAGGAUUGUUUCUUCCCCCAUCUGACCAUAUUUGGGUAUUUGUACUUCGCGCGCAGUCGCCAAGUGACGUUCCCGUUCUCUUGCUAAAUCAGCCUAUUUUGCGCCAGCAUCAACCUCGUUCCCAGUUCCACCCCCAAACCAGGGAAAAGGCCCUGAGAACGAGAUUGCCAAGCAAGUCCUGGGAUUUUUCAUGGCUGCUUACACAACCUGCAAACUGCCUGUUGAAACAUGGCGGCCGUUUCACAUUACUGGAUAGCGACGCGUGUGAAAUCGAAAGCGUGGUUUAGAGGAUGCAUAUUCCAGCACAUAUGGCGAGAGAAAUGCCUAAGCUACACCUUCGGGACAGAACGGGGCAGCCAGCAAUAUCGUUUAAAGCAUGUUUUGUACCUCACGCGACUGUUGUUGGACCAUCUCUUGAGACACAGAUUCGAGGAAGCUCUGGAGUGCCUUGUUGGAUUAUGUGGAGCAUGUCGCAGAAUACCUGAGCUAUUUUGGAGGACAGGAGUUGAAGUAAUAAGAAAUCAACCAGGGAGCUUUGCUCAUGUAAGCCAGAUGAUCAAGAAUAUGUUUGUGAUCUGUGUUCCAUUUAAAAGUGAGAUAUUGCUUGACCUUACCAUGUAUUUGGUCAAACACAACUCUGACAUCACUGAAGCGCAGGAGUUGCUGACAUCUAAACUUUCACAAAAACCAUUUUUGUCAAGCACCCUUCUCAGAGCAUACAAUGGACUCUUUGCUUAUCUUUCGUGGAAGAAAUGCAAGGUCCAGUUUGACAAGAAAGAUUUAGAUGCUGAAGAUCUUUUUAUGGCUGAAAAUGUGAAUGAUGCUAACUUGAGACGUCAAAUGGACUUUUAUGGGAAGAAAGCAUUAAUUUUGUUUGAUAAUCUAGUGGAACAUUGUGGUGUGUGGGAUAUUUUCAUUACAAGGCAAGUUGAGAUGUUAAAGUAUUAUGACAGAGCUGAUGAAGCAAAGAGGAUCUUACUGAGAUACAAGCAAAAGAACCCAGAGAACCCCAAUGCACACAGGUACUUGUACUACUUUCUCAAGAGUGAAAAUGUCCACAAAAAAGAACUUCUCAAUGUACUUGAAGACUUGUUAACUGUUGAUCCAACAAGUGAGCUUAGUGAAGAAUACUGCAAGCUUGUUACAAACAAGACUGAUGAAUCGAAAGGACUGCUUGACAUCUUAAGUGCUGUUUUCAUCAAGCUCGAUCAUGCAGCUUGUCGACACUGUCUCACAGCCUGGGAGACACUCGCCCACACUCUCCAGCAGUUCUGCACUGCACAUGACAGGAGCAAAUUGAGCAUGCUCUGGGACGAGCGAGCUGAUUGGUGGCCACUGUUCCACUUUCGUUCCGAUCUUGUACCCAAGAAGGAUCACGUGUCUGAAAUAGAGUGGAAAUUGACUCGUCACAAGGCCGAGGCUGCAAGAUGGCUUCUUGGCAAAGGAAACCAUUUUACUAAAGCUGUUAAGAAGCAAGAACCACUGGAUAAUGCAGUUGACUCGUCUUCAUCUCAGAGUGAUACAGCAUCGCCGAGGAAAAGAAAACCUGCCACGUUGUUCAGCGAGUCGCCGUCACCUCGAAAAAGAAAAAAUAAAACGGCUGCGACAAAGAUGCGUGAUGCUGUGUCUUCCCCAACCAAGAGAAAAAUUCUGUGAAGAUGACACAUUGUAUUAGAAUAAUACACAUCAGCUGAUGUCUUCUUAGGGAGAAAAUAACAAUAAAAAUGUUACAUCAUA